AUGGAUCUUCAUAUCAGUAGGAGCAGCAGCGACCAGCAGGCAUACGGCAGCAUGUCAAAUAAGCUUGAAGGAAAAGAUGUCGAUGUCGAGAAUUCCAGCACACACUUGGAGAGAGGUCUCCAUAACCGUCAUCUUCAAUUCAUUGCUAUCGGCGCAGCUGUCGGAACGGGAUUAUUCCUGGGAACAGGAAGCGCUCUGGCCACCGCAGGCCCUGCCUCUCUCCUUAUUGCAUUCAUAUUUAUCGCCACUAUUCUAUACAGUGUUAUGACUGCUCUUGGGGAGAUGGCCGCUUAUAUCCCAGUGGCGGGUGCUUUUACCAACUACGCCUCUCGCUUCAUCGACCCUACGUGGGGGUUUUCCAUGGGCUGGAUCUAUUGGUUCAGUUGGUCGCUUACAUUUGCGUUGGAAUUGACGGCAGCGGGUCUCAUCAUUCAAUAUUGGAACAAGAGCCUCAGUGUCGGCAUCUGGAUUGCUGUCUUCUGGGUCGUGUUUACCCUGGCCAACUUCAUGCCUGUUCGGUGGUUCGGCGAGUUCGAAAUGUGGCUGUCCAGCAUCAAAGUCGUCACCAUCAUCGGAUUUCUCAUUUUGUCCAUCUGCAUCAACGCCGGAGUCGGCAACUCUGAUCAGGGCUAUCUGGGAUUCAAAUAUUGGAAUGAUCCCGGAGCGUUUGCUCAGCAUUUGGUAGAUGGAUCGACUGGAUGUUUUGUGGGUUUCUGGGCGGUCCUCAUUACAGCCGGAUUCAGUUUCCAAGGAUCAGAACUGGUUGGAAUCGGCGCUGGUGAGACCAAGGACCCUGAAAAGAGCAUCCCAUCAGCUAUCCGAGGCACAUUCUGGGGUGUCUCAGGUCUCUUCAUCUUCACUGUCUUCUUCCUGGGUAUCAACAUCCCAUAUACGAAUAGCGACUUGACGAGUGACUCGCAGGAUGCUUCAGCAUCACCCCUCGUGCUAGCAGUACAACUCGCCGGGAUUCCCGUACUGCCAUCUAUCAUCAACGCCGUUCUUCUUACUGCCGUUCUGACCGCCGCCAACUCUGACGUCUACUCAAGCAGCCGCAUCCUCGUCUCCCUGGCUGAAUCCGGCCACGCCCCUUCAAUCUUCAGAAAGACGAACCAUCUAGGUACUCCCUACUACGCAGUGGGUGCGUGCUCUUGCGUUGGGUUCUUAGGAUUCAUGAACCUGUCAGAAAACGGAACCGUCGUCUUCAACUGGCUCUUGAACAUUAUUUCGGUGGCGGGCUUUAUUGCUUGGGCGAUUAUCAACUAUUGUCACAUCCGCUUCAUGCGAGCUCUGGCAGCGCAGAAUAUUCCUCGCUCAGACUUGCCGUACAAUGCUCCCUUGCAGCCAUACCUCUCCUGGUACGGUCUGUUUUUCAACAUAAUCAUUAUACUGACAAACGGAUUCGAGGUGUUUAUGAACUGGGACACGAGUGCAUUCUUCACAAAAUAUGUGAGCCUGAUUAUCUUUUUUGUUCUUCUUAUUGGGCAUAAACUCUGGAAGCGUACCAAGCUGGUUCCUCUGAACGAGGUUGAUCUCGUCACUGGUCGUUUCAGGUCAGAAUAG
Molecule: messenger RNA, 1560 nt
Organism: Clonostachys byssicola
Lineage: Eukaryota; Fungi; Ascomycota; Sordariomycetes; Hypocreales; Bionectriaceae
Source: the annotation of a GenBank genome assembly